Equus quagga is the source of this 1768-nucleotide messenger RNA. It is a transcript of the gene RAB31, whose product is annotated as RAB31, member RAS oncogene family. NCBI's taxonomy places the organism in Eukaryota, Metazoa, Chordata, Mammalia, Perissodactyla, Equidae. Bases 252 to 839 code for a protein of 195 amino acids. The transcript has 7 exons. Gene Ontology annotation, molecular function: GTPase activity; GTP binding. The record is from RefSeq and is a predicted model, not a curated record.
CCGCAGGUCCCGGGGCGGCUGACGCCGUCCGGGGCGUUCCUGGGAGCUGGGGGCCGGCGAGGUUAGACCCGAAACCCGGGAGGAGCCGGCCGGCGGCCACGUGACCGACCGCGGCGGGGCCCAGAAAUAGCAGCGGCGGCGGUCCCGCCCGCGGGCGGCCGCGAGGGAGAGGCGGAGACUGGGGGCCGCCGGCUCGGCGCGGGCGCGGCCCCGGAGGAUGCUCAGCUCCUGCCCGGCCCGACCCCGAGCACAUGAUGGCGAUACGGGAGCUCAAAGUGUGUCUUCUCGGGGACACCGGGGUUGGGAAAUCAAGCAUUGUGUGUCGAUUUGUCCAGGAUCACUUUGACCACAACAUCAGCCCGACCAUUGGGGCAUCUUUUAUGACCAAAACUGUGCCUUGUGGAAAUGAACUUCAUAAGUUCCUCAUCUGGGACACUGCUGGUCAGGAACGGUUUCAUUCCCUGGCCCCCAUGUACUACCGUGGGUCUGCUGCAGCUGUCAUAGUGUACGACAUCACCAAACAGGAUUCAUUUUAUACCUUGAAGAAAUGGGUAAAAGAACUGAAAGAACAUGGCCCAGAAAACAUUGUAAUGGCUAUUGCUGGAAACAAGUGUGAUCUCUCAGAUAUUAGGGAGGUUCCCUUGAAGGAUGCUAAGGAAUAUGCUGAGUCCAUAGGUGCCAUCGUGGUUGAAACAAGUGCAAAGAAUGCUAUUAAUAUUGAAGAGCUCUUCCAAGGAAUCAGUCGCCAGAUCCCACCCUUGGACCCCCAUGAAAAUGGAAACAAUGGAGGAAUCAAAAUUGGGAAGCCAUCCACGCAAGCCGGCCCGCGGUGCUGCUGACCCGUGGGCCAGGGUCCACUGUACUGGAAGAAGCCAGAGCCCCCCGCCCUGUGCACUGCUGAAGGACCUCCCACCCUCGGUGGCCUGGCACCUCACUUAGAAAGAGUGAGCGCGCUGGCUUGGCAUCCUGGAAGACCUGCAGGGAAUGGGGCAAGAUUGUCCCUGGAAAAGGGUUUUAGAAAACUCUGGAAAAAUCCACCAUACCACCGCAAAGUGGCCUUUAGUGUAUGAAAUGCACCUGGGAGGGAAUGGAUGUUAGGUAAUAAGUAUAUUUGAGUUUUUCGUUAAAAGUCUUAAAAUAUUCUUAAAUUUGUACGGAAGUCUUACUGGCUCAUUGUGUGUGUGAGAUUCUAAAGUGGAGGUCCACUCUGAUGUCCUGUGUCCCCCGCCAGAUUUCAGUAACUUCUUCAGUGCCAUUGCCUUGCUGCCUAACCAGCCUUCAUGGAAAGGUUAAUUUAAUUUAGUUUAAUUUACCUUUCAGUGGAGUGUAAUUGGACCAUCACUCAAGCUGUGGACUUGAGCUGUUAUAAAAGUGGAGAAAGAUGUAUUAGAAAGUGUUGUCUACAUCUCUGACUUUUACUUGAUAAACCUUUUUUUAAGUUUUGGUCAUAUGUAAACAAACCAAAUCUGACUAAAAUAUUGCGUGUGAUUUUGGGAUUGGGAGGCCUGGUUUGGAAGACUCAUUUAGUAGUUAUUGUGUAAUCAGUGACAGAUGUAGGAUAUAAAUAUUAUUCCAGACACCGCCUGGUAUGCAUUGCCUCCACAGUAACAAAUUCCUACUUUCUUAGAGAAAUUUAAUGCACAGAGUAUUAUUUUAUUAAGAGAAUAUAUCGGGGCCGGCCCCAUGGCUGAGUGGUUAAGUUUGCGCUCUCUGCUUCAGCUGCCCAGGGUUCGCUGGUUCGGAUCCCGGGCGCAGACCUAGCACCACU